AAUUUCACCCAACAAGACUCCGUGAACUCCCAUUGGAAAUUUUACCACCUUUACCUUAGCUAUAUUUUGGAGUACUAUUAAUUAGCAGUUGCGAGUUGGCAUUUUGAUUUCAUCUUAUGUUUUGUGAUGGGCAGUGGCCUAUUAUUUUCUUUGCCUUCUGUUGUUGAGUUUUUAUCCAUUUAUUCAUGGCAAACUUUUGCUGCUCCAUUGAGAUGGAGCCUAAGACAUUGAAUCAAGGUCAACUUAACCUCGCCCGAGAAGUUGCUGUUGACAUAGUGCAGAAUACAGAAUCGGACGAAGCAUCAAAUAUAUUUUUAGAGGGAAGAAAGGCAGUUAUUGAAAUAAAGGAGGCGCAAUCACUCGAAAACUGCAAAGAAGAAGAUUACGUUGCCCAAGUAAUGAAGUCAAACGUGGUGAUAGAGGCAUCCUGUCAAUGCUCGUGUCCUGCAGCGAUAAUAGACUCGCCUGAUCAAUCUAAGCUUAAGGAACCACUCUCUGCUCCCUUUUGAAACUUCACUACAACAACGGCUACGCCUCAAUCCCAAACAAAUUAGAGUCGCCUAUAUUAAUCCUUCAGUACUAUCUCGAAAUAAUUAAAUAAAGAUGCAACAUUUUAAUUUGCUACAUAUAUAUAUCAGCUUCUCUUUGCUUUUACCAGUACUGUAACGUUUUUUACGAUCCGUUCCGUUGGCAUUCAAGUGUUCACAGUAUAUUGAUAUACCGGAAAUCAUGAAUUCUUCUUUUCAUUUAAAUAUAUUUAGGAGUUUAGCUUUGUUUACUGACAAUGUAUAAGAUGAUUAUAAAAUUUAUAUUCCAUUGCCUCAA
Messenger RNA from Nicotiana tabacum (common tobacco), 825 nucleotides. NCBI's taxonomy places the organism in Eukaryota, Viridiplantae, Streptophyta, Magnoliopsida, Solanales, Solanaceae. The record is from RefSeq and is a predicted model, not a curated record.